This is a messenger RNA of Drosophila bipectinata, 465 nucleotides long. It is a transcript of the gene Dpm3, whose product is annotated as Dolichyl-phosphate mannosyltransferase subunit 3. Gene Ontology annotation, biological process: GPI anchor biosynthetic process. Lineage: Eukaryota; Metazoa; Arthropoda; Insecta; Diptera; Drosophilidae. The record is from RefSeq and is a predicted model, not a curated record. Gene Ontology annotation, cellular component: endoplasmic reticulum membrane; dolichol-phosphate-mannose synthase complex.
GGUAUAUCGCUCCUAAGGUUCCACCUCUUGGAAUUCUCUCUUGUUUACGUGUAGAAUAUUUAUUUUGUUUUUAAUUUUAUAGACUUUUAAAAUUCUUAAUUAUGACAAAUUUACAACGCUGGCUGUUCUAUGCAUCGCUCUUUGCGGUGCCCUACUUGUCCAUCGUUUUGGGAACUGUGCAAACCCAAUUCACCAACAAAUACUUGCUACACAUUCAACUGCUGCCGCUUCUUUUGCUGGUGCUCUUCGGGAUCUUCUCCGUUUGGACCGUCUUGUACAGAACCUUUACAUUCAACGACUGUCCUGAAGCUGCCAAGGAACUUCAAGCUGAGAUUUUGGAGGCGCGCAAGGAUUUGACAGCCAAAGGAUUUCGGUUUCGUGAUUAAAAAGCCGGGAAAUGUACUUCCCACAUCCUGUUCAUGUUAAUCUGUAAUUCCAAUAUUUAUAAACAAAAAGAACAAGUUA